AUGGCUCCAGGCAUCGUAUCAUCAACUCCCCCAGACACUUCCGUCUCCUCCUCAGACAAGCCAACAGUCUACCUGUUGGAUACCUUCCACCCCAAUGUCAUCGCCUACGCAAAGGAAAACUUUGACGCUGUCACAAUAGAUGACCCUCGUCACAGCCAAUGGCGCGAAGCCCGCUACCUCCUCGUCAGAGCAUCCCGCUUGACAGCAGCGGACAUCAAGUCCUGUCCCAACUUGAUUGCUAUUGGCAAGCAGGGCGUUGGUAUCGAUAAGAUUGACGCUGAGGCUUGUGCUGCGCGAGGAAUCAAGAUUUUCAACACUCCUGGUGUUAACGCCCGUGCUGUUGCCGAGCUUGUUCUGACGCUGGCCACUUCUUCUGCUCGUCAAGUCGGUUCUAUCGUCGCUAAGCAGUCUUCUGGCAUUCUUUGCCCCAAGGAGAAGUGCUCUGGCUUGAUUCUGCAUCAGAAGACCAUCGGUAUUCUGGGUAUGGGCAACAUUGGCAAGUGUGUCGCCAAGAUCUUCCGUGGCGCAUUCGAAGCGGAUGUCAUCGCAUAUGAUCCCUUCCUCCCGGCAGAUGCCUGGGCAGAUAUUCCCCACACACGCGCAUCUUCCGUGGCAGAAGUCCUAGAAUCAUCAGACGUCAUUACCGUUCACAUGCCCCUCACACCCGAGACAAGAAACCUCAUCAGCUACGAGGAAAUGAAGCGCAUGAAGAAGACGGCCAUCAUCAUCAAUACGGCUCGUGGAGGCAUUGUCAAUGAAACCUCAUUACAGCGCGCUUUGGAUGAGGGUCUUAUCUGGGGUGCUGGUCUGGAUUGUCAUGAGGAGGAACCACCCAGUUAUGAGAAGUACCAUUCUCUUUGGGGGAGUGGUGUUGUUAGCACGCCACAUAUUGGAGCUGCUACUGCUGAGACGCAGAUGCAAACCGGUAUGGCAGCAGCCAGGUAUUUGUUAGAGUUUGCGUUGAGCAACUAG
Fusarium coffeatum is the source of this 972-nucleotide messenger RNA. RefSeq lists its product as uncharacterized. The record is from RefSeq and is a predicted model, not a curated record. Gene Ontology annotation, cellular component: cytosol. The transcript has a single exon. Bases 1 to 972 code for a protein of 323 amino acids. Lineage: Eukaryota; Fungi; Ascomycota; Sordariomycetes; Hypocreales; Nectriaceae. Gene Ontology annotation, molecular function: glyoxylate reductase (NADPH) activity; NAD binding; hydroxypyruvate reductase [NAD(P)H] activity.